GGGUUUGCUUCCUGUCUCUCCAAGGAUGGGUCUCCAGGGGAUGUUCUGCUUCCCCCUGGGCCUCCUAUUUGGGUCUUUGCUCCUGGUGGCCUCGGCCCCGGCCACUCUCGAGCCUCAUGGCUGCAGUGACAGGGAGCAACAGGUCACCGUCAGCCACACCUACAAGAUUGACGUGCCCAAGUCUGCCCUGGUCCAGGUGGAGGCCAACCCCCAGCCUCUCAGUGAUGAUGGGACCUCACUCCUGGUCCCAGGGGAGGCCGAGGAACAGAACAUCAUCUUCAGGCACAACAUCCGCCUGCAGACGCCACAGAAGGACUGUGAGCUGGCAGGCAGCGUCCAGGACCUCCUGGCCCGGGUGAAGAAGCUGGAAGAAGAGAUGGCGGAGGUGAAGGAACGGUGUAGCGCCCAGCGCUGCUGCCAAGGAGCUGCCGGUCUGAGCCGCCACUGCAGCGGCCGCGGGACCUUCUCCCCGGAGACCUGCAGCUGCCGCUGCGAGCAGGGCUGGGAGGGCGCCGAGUGCGAGCGGCCCGCCUGCCCCGGGGCGUGCAGCGGCCAUGGGCGCUGCGUGGACGGCCGCUGCCUGUGCGACGAGCCCUACGUGGGGGCCGACUGCGCCUACCCCGCCUGCCCCGAGAACUGCAGCGGGCACGGCGUGUGCGUGCGCGGCGUGUGCCAGUGCCACGAGGACUUCAUGUCGGAGGACUGCAGCGAGCGGCGCUGCCCCGGCGACUGCAGCGGCCACGGCUUCUGCGACGCGGGCGAGUGUUACUGCGAGGAGGGCUUCACCGGCCUCGACUGCGCCCAGGUGGUCGCCCCCCAGGGCCUGCAGCUGCUCAAGAGCACGGAGCAUUCCCUGCUAGUGAGCUGGGAGCCCUCCAGCGAGGUGGACCACUACCUGCUCAGCUACUACCAGCUGGGGAAGGAGCUCUCUGGGAAGCAGAUCCCAGUGCCCAAGGAGCAGCACACCUACGAGAUCACUGGUUUGCAGCCUGGAACCAAGUACAUAGUCACCCUGCGCAACGUGAAGAAGGAGGUUUCCAGCAGCCCCCAGCAUCUCCUGGCCACCACAGAUCUUGCUGUGCUGAGCACUGCUUGGGUGACGGAUGAGACUGAGAACUCCCUCGACGUGGAGUGGGAGAACCCCCCGACCGAGGUGGACUACUACAAGCUGCGGUACGGCCCCCUGACAGGGCAGGAGGUGGCCGAGGUCACUGUGCCCAAGAGCAGUGAUCCCAAGAGCCGAUAUGACAUCACUGGUCUGCAGCCCGGGACGGAGUACAAGAUCAGAGUUGUCCCCAUGAGAGGAGACCUGGAGGGCAAGCCGAUUCUCCUCAAUGGCAGGACAGAAAUUGAUAGUCCAACCAAUGUGGUCACUGAUCGAGUGACAGAAGACACGGCAAUGGUCACCUGGGACCCAGUCCAGGCUGUCAUAGAUAAGUACAUGGUACGCUACAUCUCCGCUGAUGGGGAGAGCAAGGACACAGCGGUACCCAAGGAGCAGAACAGCACCAUCUUGAUGGGCCUGAAGCCGGGAGAGACGUACAGAGUCUAUGUUUGGGCUGAGAAAGGCAACCAGGAGAGCAAGAAGGCCGACACGAAGGCCCUCACAGAAAUUGACAGCCCAACAAACCUGGUGACUGACCUGGUGACGGAGAACAUGGCCACUGUCUCCUGGGACCCGGUGCAGGCCGUCAUUGACAGGUACAUGGUGCGCUACACCUCUGCUGAUGGAGACACCAGGGAGGUUCCAGUGGGGAAGGAGCAGAACAGCACCAUCCUGACGGACUUGAGGCCGGGUGUGGAGUACACGGUCCACGUGUGGGCCGAGAAGGGGGACCGGGAGAGCAAGAAGGCCGACACCAAGGCCCCAACAGAAAUUGACAGCCCCAAAAACCUGGUGACCGACCGGGUGACAGAGAACACGGCCACCAUCUCCUGGGACCCGGUGCAGGCCGUCAUCGACAGGUACAUGGUGCGCUACACCUCUGCUGAUGGAGACACCAGGGAGGUUCCAGUGGGGAAGGAGCAGAACAGCACCGUCCUGACAGACCUGAGGCCUGGCGUGGAGUACGUGGUCCACGUGUGGGCUGAGAAGGGGGACCAGGCGAGCAAGAAGGCUGACACCAAGGCCCCGACAGACAUUGACAGCCCCAAAAACCUGGUGACUGACUUGGUGACGGAGAACACGGCCACCAUCUCCUGGGACCCGGUGCAAGCCGUCAUUGACAGGUACAUGGUGCGCUACACCUCUGCUGAUGGAGACACCAGGGAGGUUCCAGUGGGGAAGGAGCAGAACAGCACCAUCCUGACGGACCUGAGGCCGGGCGUGGAGUACACGGUCCACGUGUGGGCCGAGAAGGGGGAUCGAGAGAGCAAGAAGGCUGACACCAAGGCCCCAACAGACAUUGACAGCCCCAAAAACCUGGUGACCAACCUGGUAACAGAGAACACGGCCACUGUCUCCUGGGACCCGGUGCAGGCCGUCAUUGACAGGUACAUGGUGCGCUACACUUCUGCUGAUGGAGACACCAGGGAGAUUCCAGUGGGGAAGGAGCAGAGCAGUGCCAUCCUGACGGACCUGAGGCCGGGCGUGGAGUACACGGUCCAUGUGUGGGCCGAGAAGGGGGAUCGAGAGAGCAAGAAGGCCGACACCAAGGCCCCGACAGACAUUGACAGCCCCCAAAACCUGGUGACCAACCAUAUGACUGAGAACACAGCUGCUGUCUCCUGGGAUCCAGUACAGGCCGUCAUUGACAGGUACAUGGUGCGCUAUACCUCUGCUGAUGGAGACACCAGGGAGUUUCCAGUGGGGAAGGAGCAGAACGGCACCAUCCUGACGGACCUGAGGCCGGGCGUGGAGUACACGAUCCACGUGUGGGCCGAGAAGGGGGACCAGGAGAGCAAGAAGGCCGACACCAAGGCCCCGACAGAAAUUGACAGCCCCAAAAACCUGGUGACCAACCAGGUGACGGAGAACACGGCCACUGUCUCCUGGGACCCGGUGCAGGCCGUCAUCGACAGGUACAUGCUGCGUUACACCUCUGUUGAUGGAGACACCAGGGAGCUUCCUGUGGGGAAGGAGCAGAACAGCACCGUCCUGACUGGCCUGAGGCCGGGCGUGGAGUACACGGUCCACGUGUGGGCUGAGAAGGGGGAUCGAGAGAGCAAGAAGGCCGACACCAAGGCCCCAACAGAAAUUGACAGCCCCAAAAACCUGGUGACCGACCGGGUGACAGAGGACACGGCCACCAUCUCCUGGGACCCGGUGCAGGCCGUCAUCGACAGGUACAUGGUGCGCUACACCCCUGCUGAUGGAGACACCAGGGAGGUUCCAGUGGGGAAGGAGCAGAACAGCACCGUCCUGACUGGCCUGAGGCCGGGCGUGGAGUACACGGUCCACGUGUGGGCUGAGAAGGGGGACCAGGCGAGCAAGAAGGAAGACACCAAGGCGCUGACAGACAUCGACCCUCCCCAAAACCUUCGUUCGUCUGCUGUAACACAGUCUGGUGGGGUAUUGACCUGGACACCCCCCUCUGCUCAGAUUGAUGGCUACAUUCUGACCUACCAGUUCCCAGAUGGCAAUGUUAAGGAGGCACAGCUCGGACGAGGGGACCAGAGGUUUCAGCUGCAAGGCCUUGAGCAGGGCAUCACCUACCCUGUCUCCUUGGUUGCCUUUAAAGGUGAUCGUCGGAGCAGGAGUGUGUCCACCAUCCUUUCCACAGUUGGCGCCCGUUUUCCACACCCUUCGGACUGCAGUCAAGUUCAACAGAACAAUGACGUUGCCAGUGGCCUAUACACCAUCUACCUGCACGGUGACGCCAGCCGGCCCCUGCAGGUGUACUGUGACAUGGACACGGAUGGAGGCGGCUGGAUUGUCUUCCAGAGGCGGAACACUGGGCAGUUGGAUUUCUUCAAGCGUUGGCGGGCCUAUGUGGAGGGCUUUGGGGACCCCAUGAAGGAGUUCUGGCUUGGACUUGACAAGCUACACAAUCUCACCACUGGCACUCCUACCCGGUAUGAGGUGAGAGUGGACCUACAGACUGCCAAUGAGUCCGCCUAUGCCAUAUAUGAUUUCUUCCAAGUGGCCUCCAGCAAGGAACGGUACAAGCUCACAGUUGGGAAAUACAGAGGCACAGCGGGGGACGCUCUUUCUUACCACAACGGAUGGAAGUUUACGACUUUUGACAGAGACAAUGAUAUCGCCCUCAGCAACUGUGCCCUGACGCAUCAUGGUGGCUGGUGGUACAAGAACUGCCACUUGGCCAACCCAAAUGGCAGAUAUGGGGAGACCAAGCACAGUGAGGGGGUGAACUGGGAGCCGUGGAAAGGACAUGAAUUCUCCAUUCCUUAUGUGGAGUUGAAAAUCCGCCCUCAUGGCUACAGCGGGGAGCAUGUCCUGAACAGAAAGAAGCGGACACUAGGAGGAAAGACGAGAACAUUCUGAUGGCCCAUGUGAGAGACUGUCACACGAGACAAGACCAGUCCCGGGUUGGGGCUGCGAAAGCUUGGGGUGGGGUGGGUAGUGGUGACUGGCUAAUGGACAUUUGAAGGAUGCUCAGGACCUCUAGUUUCUGAAAUGGCUGGAUAACCUGCAGGACAAAACGUGUCACCAAGCUUCAAACCAGAGAGGUUACUUUCUGUCCCCUGCAUUUUUGCCCAUUAUAUUGGGGGGCCUGAAAAUCAACACAAUAGUAGUUGCACAGUUGUGUGGGAAAGACAGCACUGGAACUGCAAGGUUUUUCAGCCUACCUUCAGCAACAAAUACAAGGAUUAGGGCAAAA
Messenger RNA from Ceratotherium simum simum (southern white rhinoceros), 4781 nucleotides. It is a transcript of the gene TNN, whose product is annotated as tenascin N. Gene Ontology annotation, molecular function: protein binding. Gene Ontology annotation, biological process: regulation of cell adhesion. Gene Ontology annotation, cellular component: perisynaptic extracellular matrix. Lineage: Eukaryota; Metazoa; Chordata; Mammalia; Perissodactyla; Rhinocerotidae. The record is from RefSeq and is a predicted model, not a curated record.